AUGAGCGUUGCAUCCCGUACCAGAUCCAAAUUAAAGGAAAAAGAAGAAGCAAGAUUAAAGGAAGAAGAAAAAUUGAAGCAUGAAGAAGCAAUGUCUCUGUGGCAAAGGCUUCCCGAAGGAUUACCUGAUAAGAUCUUCUUGAAAUUACCAGGUAAUUCAAUCUUUUCAUCGAGAUCUGUCUGUAAGCUUUUCAAAGAUCUUCUAUCUGAACCUAUUUUUAUCAAGAAUCAUGUUAAUCUUUCGAUUCAGACCAAGACAAACCCUAAACUCUUAUAUGGUCAAUCCUCGCCAGAUAAGCCCCCUAUGAUUUACUCUGUACCAAUGGAUUAUGCUUCAAUUUCAUUAGCAUCAGCACCAUCAUCAUCCUCAUCUACACCAUUGUCAUGUGAAUUUCGUGGAGCUGUUCAGAUAAAUUACCCAUUUGAAUCUAAGAAUCCAUAUAAUCUUGAUUUUUUGGGUUCUUGUAAUGGUUUAAUUUGCUUCAAGAUUUCUAGGAUUGAUAAAGUUGAUUCUGAAAGGGGACAUGUGGAGACUAAUUAUUUUUACAGCAUCUAUGACUACAAACUUGUAGCAAUAUCGGAUAAUGAUGGUUGCUCCAACAUUGAUGUUUAUACAGUGAAAUCAGAUUCUUGGAAUAGUAUCAAGGGAACCGUCAAUUACUCAUUUGGUAUCACUGGCAAACGAUCUCAUGGUGUGUUUUUCAAUGGAGCUCUUCAUUGGUUGGCAAGUAAAACCACCCAAAAAACCUCGUCCGAAGUUGUAGUCUGUUUUGAUAUUAGCAGUGAGACAAUGCUGAACAUGUCGUUACCUGAGAAUAUUAUGCCACCUAAAGGUUUUUGCGGACCUGUUUAUAAGAAUUUGGGAGUGUGGGGAGCAUUUGUGUAG
Messenger RNA from Papaver somniferum (opium poppy), 885 nucleotides. Its product is annotated as F-box/kelch-repeat protein At3g06240-like. Gene Ontology annotation, molecular function: protein binding. The transcript has 2 exons. Bases 1 to 885 code for a protein of 294 amino acids. NCBI's taxonomy places the organism in Eukaryota, Viridiplantae, Streptophyta, Magnoliopsida, Ranunculales, Papaveraceae. The record is from RefSeq and is a predicted model, not a curated record.